GCGGGCUCCCCUCCCAAUCCAAAACCGCCUCCCCCCCGCCAAAUCCAAAUCCCCAUCCCUGCUCUCCGGCACGGCAGAUCUGAGAGCGAACUGAAUUGAAUCGGAGGAGGAGGAGAGCAAGACACACAGCCAUCGAGGGCGAGGGCGAGAGCGAGAGCAACGCCACGGCCACGGGCAUGGCGCCGCCCACUCCCUCCACCUCUGCUGCUCCCAACACUACCAGCAAGAAGAAGGUCACCCCCGUGCAGGUCGCCUUCCUCGUCGAGCGCUACCUCGCCGACAACGGCUUCCACGCCGCCCUCGCCGCCUUUCGCUCCGACGCCGCCCACCUCUUCAAGCCCCACCACCACAAGCCCGCCCCCAAGGGCCUCCUCCCCCUUGCCGACAUCCUCCACGACUACAUCGCCCUCAAGGAGGCACGCAUCGCCAUCGACUCCGCAAUGCACGCAAUGCACAGCCUCGUCUCCACCUACUACUCUUCCUCUUCCCCUUAUCCUCCUCCUACACCUCCUAUGCUUGUGCCUCUGCCUGCCGGCCCCGGUGGCGCUCAGCCCUCCUCGCCCCCGCUCGUCCCGCCGCUCUUCGUCGCUGCACCUGCCGCCUCAUCUUCUCCUCCUUCUCAAGGCACUGCUGGAUAUGCUUCACCCGUCGUACAUCACUAUGCUCAUACAUCAACUGCAGUUGUUGUCCAUAACUCAUCAGAUAUGUGCACCCCAGCUGCCACCUCUUUGCCCACUAAAAAAAGGAAGGCUACAAAGUCUGCAGGAAAGACCACUUCAUCCUCCAAGAAAUCCUGCACUGCACCCGCUACAAGCUCGCAUACAAAAGGUAAAGCUGUAGCUGUAAACUCUCAACCGCCGAUUGAUAACCUAGAGCAGAACGCUGCUCAACCAAGUUCAGCUGAACAUUCAGUUAUGGCAAAAAUUCCUAUCCACACUUCAUCUGUUGCAAAAAGCUUAUUCAGGCCACUCCAAUCUCAAGUCCAUUCGUCUUCCUGCACACCACAACAAUGUCAUCCUGUAGAAGAACAACCCGCUGCUUAUCAAACAGAAAGGACAUCAUCAUAUAUGGUUGCAAAUGCUCAUUCCCAAGUCCAACAGGACAUUGCUUCCUCCCAAUGCUCUAUAAUUUCAUCCAAGACUCUUAUUGUCAGUCCUCUCAAAGGGGGCGCCUAUUAUGCUGUUGAGAGGAGUUACCAUGUCAGCUCCCCUUUGAAAUCAACCACUCACAAGUCAUCGAAAAGGGAACAUGUCAAAGGCAAGUUGAAUUUUGACAGUACUGAUGCAGGGCAAGGUUCAAAUGAGCAGAUUUGUGAGAAGGCCUCUACCUCCUCUGAUGGAGACAAACAAGACGACUUUGAAAUUGAUUUUACCAAUCUCGAUAUAUUUGAUGGCGAUUUUUCGGUUUCUGAGCUUCUGCUUGACUUCGAUCUUGACACUGAAGGUGUUAAUUGUCAGAAUCCUCCCACAAGUGCUGAAGUUCAAAGACUAGAGCCUGUUGCAAAGUGUGGUUAUGUGACAGCAGAUCCAGUUUUACCGGAUUCAAUGAAGCCAGGGGCAGCAGAUCCAACUGAAGAAAUCAAUUCACAAGGAGCUACAUCUGUUACUUCUGUCAGGGCUAUGACUAAGAGGAUAAAGAUUGUUAGCCCUGUGAAGGGCCGCACAGCUUCUCAGAGCAGCAGAUAGAAUUGCACAUCACCAAAUCAAACAUGACAGUAUGUAGCCGCACGACUGACAUUAUCGAGAUGGCCUGAUAAUUCAUGACAGUAUGUUGUAAUGACCAGUUGUACUGCACUGAGGGCAUUGCGUAUGCACUGCUUUUAGCAUGCUUGUAGUAUUAUGUUUUUUUAUCUGUUAGCAUUUUAUUUUCAUGUAAAUGCUAACG
Molecule: messenger RNA, 1884 nt
Organism: Phragmites australis (common reed)
Lineage: Eukaryota; Viridiplantae; Streptophyta; Magnoliopsida; Poales; Poaceae
Exons: 6
Coding region: 177-1685 (502 amino acids)
Source: RefSeq, a predicted model, not a curated record